Fomitiporia mediterranea MF3/22 is the source of this 1189-nucleotide messenger RNA. RefSeq lists its product as uncharacterized. Bases 260 to 1189 code for a protein of 309 amino acids. NCBI's taxonomy places the organism in Eukaryota, Fungi, Basidiomycota, Agaricomycetes, Hymenochaetales, Hymenochaetaceae. The transcript is spliced from 7 exons. The record is from RefSeq and is a predicted model, not a curated record.
AAGAUCUGUCCAUCUGACAUGAGGCUCAGCCGCUCAAUAUUAAUGGAUCAUUUUUCGUGAUACACCGUACUCAGCGGGUCUAUGGUGUGCAAGUAUACUAAACUGUACUACUACACGGAUUCGGGCUCUCAAUCGAUUCUGGCUGUAUGCAUCGCCUUGCUAUGUUUGCGUCCUCAUUCUCCUUGCUGGGUUUACUCCCUGUCAUACUACCCAUCGUCUUGUCGCGAUUCACCUCCUACAGCACUCGCCGACUGAAGCAAUGUUCCGUCGCUUGUCCAAGAAGUUAACGUCCUCGCCACCCUCGACUGGUAGCCUCCGUCCUUCAGUGUCUAGGCCUCCUUUGAAACAAACCAAUCCCAAGGUGCUCGUCAUCAAGGGAUGUAUUCAGCGUGUUCUAGCGAGGUCCCGCAAGACUCCUAUGCAUGUAGCCAUACGACCUGUACGAGAGAAUAUACAGGAAGUCAUCCGAGCUCGGUCUUCGGAGGAAACAGGUCGCGGUACUACAACGGAUGAAAGGAGUCAGGUCAUAGUACCCGAGAGUUCGUCUGUGAAGAGGAAGAAAUUCGUGAAGGCAAAGAAAGCUUUUGAAGCGGGAGCGUCUGUCCUCCUUCUAGGAGCAGAGGCCUUUUCUGCUGUUGGUGACGCAUGUCCUCCUGCCAAAGCAGCCGUUAGCGGCUUGCUGCAUAUUGUCGAUAUGGAUCGGAAACUUCGGGACGAUAAGGAGGAGAGCGAAAAGCUGAUGAGCUGGAUUGACGAUCGUGGCAAGAUACUGGAGGAUACUAUUUCGACAGGGGCCGGCUUGCGUAAGGAGUUUGAAGAGGCUGUUAUCCAACUCAACUGUAAACUAGUUAAAGCUGCAGAGACAGUCUCGCCCGAAUUACAGAGCAAUUGGUUUGUCCGCUUGACUAACCUACGAAAGCGAUCUGGUCAACGGCGUCGGAUCCGUGAGAACAUUCAGACUGCCUUUGAGAACUUCCAGUUCCGAGUGAAUGUCCAUGAUACCCUCCGGCUGUCUGUAGCACAGGAUUCCCAUGUUCCUGUUUGUGCAGCGUACUCGAAUCUGAUGAAAACGCAAUAUAUGCAUAGACAGAACCAAAUCACAGAAUAUUCUCGUCCUGCAAAGUCUACCAAUGCGGCAAUGCCCACUUCAGCAUUCGCAGACGAAACCCUUGUUCCGCCGCUUUACUAA